Molecule: messenger RNA, 5922 nt
Organism: Macrobrachium nipponense
Lineage: Eukaryota; Metazoa; Arthropoda; Malacostraca; Decapoda; Palaemonidae
Product: ubiquitin carboxyl-terminal hydrolase 19-like
Exons: 18
Coding region: 95-3508 (1137 amino acids)
Biological process (GO): protein deubiquitination
Molecular function (GO): cysteine-type deubiquitinase activity
Source: RefSeq, a predicted model, not a curated record
AUGAUGCUGUCAUUGUUUUACAGACUUGGUUUGAGCCACGGUGCAAAUUAGUGGUGAAAGAAAACGACGGUGCUCGUCAACUGAGGACGACACCAUGGAGCCGUCAAAUAAACAGAAGCAGGAUGUUGGAACAUCAGCUAAAAAGAAGAAGGACAGAGAGAAUAGGAACUCCAUUUCAAAUGAUUUAGUGUAUGACUGGAAUCAGAAGAAUGAAUUUGUGACAGUAUCGGUGUUAGUUGGUCCCGGUCAUGAUAAUCGUACAGUUAGCGUCCAUACGGAAGCGACAAGACUCACCGUCUCUCUCUCGGAUGGGAGAAAAUUUUCAACACGUUUAUAUGAGAGUGUUGUGCCUGAGGGGACGAGCGUAUCAUUUAAAGGACCCAAAUGUUCCAUUAAACUACUAAAGAAUGAUCCCCAAAUUCAUUGGUUACAAUUAGAGCCUGGUAAAAAGCUUACUCCUGAAAAAAUAUUUUCUGCCAAGAAUAAGGCCUCUUCACCUGGGAAGACUGCGGAGAAAAAGAAUUCGGAGGCUGAAGGAAAGGAAGACAAUAAUAUUAUAUCUGUAACUAGUAUAAAGAGUGAUAUAAUGGAGCGAGAUGCAGAGAAAAUUAUUGGCUUAGUAUUGUAUAUAAAGAAUGUUAACAAGGAAACAGCAGCUGUAAAUUUCACAGAGGACUCUGUUACCAUCAAUUUCUCUUCAAGUGAUCCACGUUUGCUACAACAACACCCAGGUUCAACUGAGGAGUCCAUUUUUGAAUGGAAAACAGGCUUAAAAGAGAAGGUUGAGCUAGAGGAAUGUAAAUAUAAAAUUCUUCCUUCUAAAAUUGAAAUUAAGCUCAAGAAAAAGAAUGUUAAGAAAUGGGGAUCAGUUAUACCUGCAACACCGGAAAAUGCUCCCAGUACAAAAGUGGCAAAGAAUACUUGGAUUUCAGCUGGAAAGUCAGAGGCACCAAAUCUUGGAACCAUACCACCAGCACCCCCUGCACCACCAACACCCACUGAAAAGAAGCCAAUGUGUUUAGUGUCUCCAGUAAGUAAAGGAAUGAGAGGGGGACCGUCAUCUUCGUAUUCGUCAUCAUCAUCGGUUUGUGAUGGGGGAGGAAAUGUUGUUCCUCGUGGUACUACAGGCUUGGACAACAUUGGGAACACUUGCUUUAUGAACAGUGUUCUGCAAUGCCUAAUCAAUAGUAUAGAGCUCCGGGAAUAUUUUUUAGAUUUUAGUUUCCAGCAGGACAUCAAUAAAGACAACCCAUUGGGCAUGGGUGGUAAACUUGCCACUGCCUUUGCCUCUCUUAUGAAGCUACUUUGGUCAGGCACCUUUCGUUCUCAUGCUCCUACUAAGCUCAAGUCCGUGAUGUCAAUGAAAGCAAAUCAGUUUUCAGGGUUUGCACAACACGAUGCUCAGGAAUUUAUGGUCGAGCUUUUAGAUGGUCUUCAUGAGGAUCUCAAUAGAGUUAGGAAGAAGCCGUAUAUUGCUGAACCACCUGAUCUUGAUGGAUGGCCAGAUGAGCAAGCAGCAGAUGAAUCUUGGAAGUUGCAUAAAAUGCGUAACGACUCUGUUAUUGAUGAUUUAUUUAAAGGGCAAUUUAAAUCGACACUUACAUGUCACCAGUGCAACAAAAUUUCUGUCAAGUUUGAUGAAUUUUGUUGUUUAUCAGUACCUAUACCCAAAGACCAAAAGGUUAUUCAAGUUAUUUUCUUUUGGAAAGAUCCAAGUCAGAAGCCAAAGAAGUAUUAUAUUCGUUUUGCUGCGAAUGCAUCUGUUGAAGAAUUGAAAUAUGAGUUAUGUGAGAGAACUGGUGUUCAGGCGUCUUGUAUACAGGUCUUUGAGAUGUUCAAGUCUAAGAUUCACAAAAUAUUCACCAAAGGUGCUUCAUUGGCAUCAGUUGUCCCAACAGAUGCUCUGAUGGCGUAUGAAGUUUACAAUGAGGCACAGGUUGGUGAACCCGUUGUUGAAAUAGCAGUUGUACAGCGUAUGAUGAUUCCAAACCCACCUACACGUUGUGCCUAUUGUUCUCGUAAUGCUCCUCCUGGCUCUAAGCUGCGUCGGUGUAUGAAAUGUUUCCGAGCAGGAUACUGUCAUACAUUAUGUCAAAGGAACCAUUGGAAUAGCCAUAAAAUUCACUGUAAGUUGGUUCCAGAGCCAGUUGGGUGCCCUUUUAUAGUAUCACUGCCAGAAAGUCAUGCCACAUAUUCUCGACUUACUAGAAUCAUGGAAGGUUAUGCUCGUUAUUCGGUAGACAUCUUCCAGCCUCCUGUCUUCCAUGACACAUCGCAUCGAGGAAGUACUUCCAGUAUAGAGCUCUCAGGGGAAGAAAAUGAUGAAAUGGAGGUAGAAGAUGGAGAAAAUCUUAAUAGAGGGGAAAAUGGUGACAUUCUGAUGGCUGGAGAAAGUUCACAGACAGAUUCUCAAGGUCAUUGGGUUGAUGAUGCAGUGGGUGGCAGCUGUGAAGGUGCUGUUGGUGGUGAUAGUGGUGGAGGCAGCAGUGAUGGUGGUGGGAGUGAUGGUGGUGGCGUGGGAAGUGGUAGUGAUGAUCCUCCUCAGCUUUCUAGUUCUCCAAAUGUUAGAGCAGUACCACCCCGAGGAAGUUUACAAUUACCUUCUGCAACUCAAUUGUUUGUUUUGCGACCCGUGAAUGUACAAGCCCAGAACUUACCUGCACCAAAUGGGGAACCUUUAGAAGACAAAGGAGAAGAACCUCUGGAUUUAAGUGACAAGUAUUACAUUGCAAUGGAUUGGAGAACCAAUGAAAGACUUCCUGGCUAUUGCUUAGUUCAAAAUAAAGAGGUUGACUGUGAGGUUGAAGGAUCUUGCACGUUACAGCGUAACCAGCAGACUACUUUGGAGGCUUGUAUAGAACUUUUCACCCAGCCAGAAAACUUAUCUGAGGGGGAUUCUUGGCGUUGUCCAAGAUGCAAAAAACCAGUUGAAGCUACAAAGCAGAUGAGUAUAUGGAGAUUGCCACAUGUGUUAAUCAUUCAGCUUAAAAGAUUCUCUUUUAAAUAUGUUUUAUAUUCAGAUAAAAUUGACAAAAUUGUGCAGUACCCAGUUAGAGGGCUUAAUGUACAACCAUACAUGUCCAGAAAACCAGAAGAUGGCCCUGCCAUUUAUGACUUAUAUGGAGUUAUAAAUCACAUGGGGCGUCUAUUAGGUGGCCAUUACACAGCAUAUGCGAGAACUGUCGCAAAGCAUGAUACUCGUCAAAGUGAAGUAGAUUGGAGGUUGUUUGAUGAUAGCAGAGUCAGUUUCUGUCAAGAAUCUCGUGUUGUUAAUGAGCAGGCAUACUUGCUGCUUUAUCGCAGAAGAGAUACACCUUUUGUUAUAAGUCGUCCGUUACCGCCCCCUGCCCCUGUAUUGGAAGAAAGUUCUUCUGAACAGGCAACAGAAAAUGAGGAAUCAUGUCCAAUGUCAGUUUCAUCAACAUCUCAGUUAUCAUCAUCUCAGCCUUCAACUUCAAGUUUAGAAGGGGAAGAACAAUUAAGUACCACUCAGGAAGAACUUGAUUAAUCCAUUUUAUGAUAGCUUUUGUAAGUAAUUUUCAUAGGGUAGAUUGCUGUGCAAGUAAUUAAAUUGUCUACCAUAUACAGAAUAAUCUACUUGCACAGAAAUCCUGGUUGUGUAAAUUUCUAUUAUGUACUGUUGCACAUCCAUGUACAUUUUCAACACUUGGAACUUUAGCUUUACUGCUUAUCUCUUGAAAUUGGUUGUACUUUUAUCAAUACAAAAUUAUUGUAAUGCACCAUAGUUCUUUGUUCAUUUUCAGCUUUAGUUUUUCAGUUUAUCUUUCUUGUCAUGCAUCUAACAUUACCCUGCUGUGGGUAAUGAACACGGGUAAACAAAUGCCACAUUUAGUCCAGUACUAUUUUUCCGAGAGCAGAUUCAGUAAGAUGUGGUCAUGAUGUGCAGACUCUUUAAUUUAUUUUUUUAGUAAUUAUACGUUGAUGUAUGAUUGUCAGCUUUAUUACUGAAUAUAUUUUUCACAUGUUUUUCUGUAAAGAUGUAAUUUAUUUGUGUGAUCUCUUUACUUGUUUAGUAUAUUGUGAUUAGUGUAUGCUUCCUAAAGGAUUUGUUUAGUGUUCAGGAAAGGAGUGCCAAAGCAUGCUUUUGGAGUGUUUUUUAAUUGAAGUUAAACUUCAUUUGUGAACAUUAUUUUUUAGGUAAAUACUGGAAUUUUGUUUUGUUGUCCCUUAUGUCAAUUGGAGAUCAGUUACAGAUAAGCCUUUGAUCAUUGCAAAUUAAAAUAAAAAGUUAGAAACUUAACAACGACAUUUACACUUGGUGUUAAAGUCUUCUAGGGGGGUGUGAGAUAAAUGGCAAGUGUGACCAAUUCACAAUACAGUCUUUUACUGUAUUUUGUUGAAUACUAAUGGACAUCAAAAUUAUAUACUAAAAGUUUGUGGUGCUCGAAUAAUUUAGAUAAUGGAAUUCCAAUUUGGUGCUGUUAACAAUGGAUUGAUUAUUUUAUCUUGCCCACUUAUGGGUAUUAAUUGCAAAAAUCUAACACACUCAUAUUUUACAUAAGUACAACUUAUUGAAUUUAAAUAGUGUUUGUGAUUUUGUGUUGCUCCUCACAUUUAGUAUUUUAUUAUACUUGAGCUGUUGAAUUUUGGGUUAGGUAUUUGAUUUGUUAGGUAUGGAGAAAGGGAUAAAAUAAUAAUGAUUAAGGUCUGGUAGAUCUGUUUAAUGAUAAUGUGACUUAAAAAAAGAUAAAUUUAAAUCAUUAUUUGCUCAAAGGCCAAAUAAAUUUUUCAGAACAGUAUUAUAGCUGGUUAGACAUUUUUUUCACUGUAUUCAUAAAUGAAAAAUCUGAUAUGAACAGGAAUAUUUGUAUCCCAAGAUUUUCUUACAGCGUUAUAUUGUUCAUGACAGAGUUCGUCGAAAUUGGAAGGAAUAAAAGAAGCUGUUUAUAAAAAAACUGAGAUUGAAAUACUUGUGUAUGUAAAAAUAUAGUUUGGUAUAGAAUUUUGUGAAAGUGUUGAUCAGUUAGUGUUGAUUGAAUACUAUUGGUAGUUUUGAAGAUUAGUUGCCAUCUUAAGGCUUACACAAAUUGCAGAUUUAGAGAAAAGCAUGUGUCAAUGCUCUGAGCAAUCCUUUCCUAUAUACUUGACCCCAACUGUGGUAAUUGCAAAGCAAAGUUUAAACUUAAUGUGUUAUUUCAUGAAAUGAAAUGAGGAACUCAAAGUAGUUCAUUUGGUCUACAAGACCUGUCUCCCUUAUUUUGGUAGGGGAAUAAGUUCUCUCUUUUAUUGAUGUGAUGAUUCAUAGUUCUUAGUUUAUUAAAAAAAGAAGUAGUCAUGUAAUAAUAACUGUCAUUUUAGCAUAACCUUUUUAAUUGGUGAAGAUGUUGAUGAUUGCGGGGAAAAGGAAGUGGAGUAUCAAAUUUUAAUGUGUUAUUGAUAUGUAUGUCAGUCAUGUCUGUUAUUAUUUAAGUGUACCCAUGAAGACUUUUUGUCAUUGACACAAGUCAGAUUUUUCACAUAGGUGUCUUAGGGUAUUACAUUAUCCCUCAUGGUCAUGAAGAUAUAAAUUGACUUUGCUACAAGAAUUUUGAUGGUCUUGUCAUCCUUGCAUAAUGAAGUUUUCUAACUACUGUAAAUGUAAAACAAGAAUUUGGAAGAGAUGAUUAUACAAAAAUAUAUUGUUACUAGCUUUAAAAUACAAAUAGAAUCAAGGAAAAAAAUUGAGUUUGGAAAAAGUUUCUCAGAAAGGAUGAGUUUACUGCCAAUUUGAAUGUGAAAAUUGAUAAGGGUUUGUUAGCUGAAUACUGUAGGUCUGUUUGACAUGAAAUACCAGUACAAAAUAGAAUUGUAUUCUAAUGCUGUGGAUGUACAUCAUUGGGAUAAAGAUAGUGCUUGCAAUAUAGAAGCUCACUGUUAUGUAUUUGACAUACAUGAUUGAAUGAAUAAUACUAGGAAUGAACA